UUCCAUUCUGCAUAUCUUAUUCGUUCAGAAGACGCAUUCAUUAGCUGUGUGACCCUCCUGUGUUCUUGCUAUUUGUGCCUCAUCGAUAAGGUCGUUGUUACUCAGACAGAAAAUAAUGUCGACGAUGACGAGGUCAUUCGUAUCAGGCGAAGAAGAGCAUCAAGCGGGUCCGAUUCUCAGCCAGGAAGCCCAAGUCGAAGCAGAAGCAGUUCUUCUUCUCAAGAGGAAACCGAAGAGGAGCCGUCAAAUGUUCAACCUGUGGAGGAGGUGAAUGCCGUCGGUAGUUGGCUUCUCGCUGAAGUCUGCGAAUGGCUGUUCCAUAUCAGCCCUCAACUGCAUAGUCUUAAAAAUAGGAAGAAAACGCCGAUCCCUGCAGCUCUCUUCAACGCAUUUCAUUCAUUGGUCGACAAACUUAUUCAUCAACUCAAUCGUUUGGCGAAAGCACUGCGUACCGUGGAUGAUGUCGAUGAGGAGAUCUAUUGGCUGCUUUAUGGAGCCAGCGUGCUUGAUGAAACCCGGGCUAUCCGACAGACAGCUCAUUGGGCCUUCAAGUUGUGUGUGGUUGAAACAGCACCGAUUGAGUACGCCGGCUAUUUCCGUCGAAGAGGUCCUUCUUCGGAAACGGUUGAGUUACAGAGGAAAAUGGCACAGCUUCACACGCAAAACGUCCGUAGAGAG
Ostertagia ostertagi is the source of this 678-nucleotide messenger RNA. The record is from the annotation of a GenBank genome assembly. Lineage: Eukaryota; Metazoa; Nematoda; Chromadorea; Rhabditida; Trichostrongylidae.